AUGAAAGUAUUUUACUGUGUGAAGAGCACUCAAAUAGACCUUCUCAAGGACAAACCUACGCUACAUAAAUCUUCAAAAAUAAAAGUUAAAUUCACAGAACCAAGGGCUAUUGUGAAAAGAGAAUUUACCUCGGUUGAUAACAUAGAGUACCUUGAUGUAACUGAAAACCUAAGACUGGCAAGGAUAUAUGACAGAUUAAUGAAUAGAGAAAUCUUCGAGACAAUGUUUGAAGACCUAGACCACCACAAUGUCUUUGAAGAGUACAGGCUAUUUAAUGAACAGUUCUACGAGAAACUAAGGGACGUCGUCACUGAAGACGAUCUGAUUGUUGUCAACGACUCCUCGCUUUUUUUGCUUCCGGGCAUGACAAGGGCCAGGGUUGCUUUCAGGAAUCUGAAGUUUGAGGGCUGCUUCAUAGAGAAGGUCCCGUUCUACAGACAUAUUCUCAAAAACCUAGCCCUGGCUCAGAAGUUCUUCGACUGCAAGGAAAGCCUGGACUCCUUUGCCAACUACAUGAUGUGCUCAUACGAGAUGCGGGACGUGGAAAGGGGCGGGUGCUGGUACCUGAAGCCGUAUGUAGACAAGUUUGCAGUCAUAGACACGCUGGAGCAUAUCCUGGAGCUGUGCAUCCAGAAGACUAGAGAUCCAGCCUGUUUGGUCGAAAGCAACUUCCCGGACAGAUUCAAUUACGAACUGCUAAGGUACCUGCAUGACUUGGAAGUGCCAAAGACCAGGAUGUGUGUUCUUACCGAUGUGAAUCUGAUUCACAUUGAGCCAUUUAUUGUGAAGCAUCCACACAUCCACGUGAGGUAUCUCAGGACUGGUGUAGAUCUGAACGAGGAGACAUCCAGAAUGGCUCAAUACCUCAAAAAGAUGUACAGCAGUAGCUUUUCUGUUGCUGACCCUGUUGAGUACUCCCACGUCGUGGCAGAGAUGUUCUUCUGUGAUGCUUUUGUGGGAACACAAUACAGAGAGAUUGCCCAGCUGUUUGGGAGGCCUGUGGUGGUGGACAGCUAUGACCCAUUCGAGCUUGCAGACGAGAUAGAAAAGGCAAUGUACACACCCAAGAAGUACUCAGUGAUAGGCGAAGAGGAGUAUCUGAAAGAGUUCAUGGAGGUAAAUGGAUACAAAAUAGUACUAAGCCAGCUCCCAGGUGAGGAUGGAACAAUUGACAGACUCUCUAAAGAAAUCUGUGCGUUGAUCUGCAGACCACCCAAGCUCCAAUCUGAAAUCGAGUAUUACAAAAAAAUAAUAGGAGGCACUGAAAAUGGGGUGUAUAUGAAAAGAGGAUCAAAACUACCCGCCGAACACAAAGAAUCGUACCAUCCAAUAAUAUUUGGUGAAAACAGCUACUUCGAUCUCAAGAGCAAGAGGAGAAUGAAGAUACCAGAACCGCUGAAUGCAGAACAAGCCAAAAUGCUCUGGGAGAAGUCUAGCAAAACAAUCCUAUUAGACUACGACGGCACCCUAACACCGAUAGUUGAAGAUCCCGACAAGGCCGUGCUCAGCGCAAGGGCCAAGGAGAUUCUCAUGAACCUGUCCAAAGCAGGCAGGGUAGUCAUAUGCUCAGGAAGAUCAAAGGCAAAGUUGGAUGAGUGGAUUCCAAAGGAGAUCGAGGUUUAUGCAGAGCAUGGGGCAUUCCAAAGAGUAAACGGUGAGUGGUCGACUAUAAGAGAAAAAAACAACAUACUUGGAGUAGCACGUGAAAUCAUGGAAUACUAUUCCAAAAGAACCCCGGGCACAGUGAUUGAAGAGAAAACUUCCGGACUGUGUUUUCAUUAUCGAAUGGCCAGGAGCUUCUGUGUUGGUAAGCUUUACUCACUCUUGAGGAAAGUAGGGGAAGAGAAUGUUCAGCUAGGAAAGAUGAUAGUUGAGUUAAAGGCAGCUAGAAAAGACAAUGUCUGUAGAAUGCUCGACCCUGCUAUUUGCGUGGGCGAUGACCGGACAGACGAGGACAUGUUCAGGGUGUGCAAAGGCAUCUCAAUUAAGAUAGGAGAGGGGGAGUCGCAUGCCAAUUUCUGCAUUGAGGAUGUUGAUGGAUUGCUUGAUUUUCUGUCUGCACUGGCUCAAUAA
Vittaforma corneae ATCC 50505 is the source of this 2073-nucleotide messenger RNA. Its product is annotated as trehalose-phosphatase. Gene Ontology annotation, molecular function: catalytic activity. Gene Ontology annotation, biological process: trehalose biosynthetic process. Lineage: Eukaryota; Fungi; Microsporidia; Nosematidae. Gene Ontology annotation, cellular component: alpha,alpha-trehalose-phosphate synthase complex (UDP-forming); cytosol. The transcript has a single exon. The coding region runs from base 1 to 2073 and encodes 690 amino acids. The record is from RefSeq and is a predicted model, not a curated record.